Molecule: messenger RNA, 1231 nt
Organism: Clunio marinus
Lineage: Eukaryota; Metazoa; Arthropoda; Insecta; Diptera; Chironomidae
Source: the annotation of a GenBank genome assembly
CACAUUUUUAAAAGCAACAAUAGAAACAAGAUUUGUUGUGAUAUUAAACUAUGGAUAUUGUUAAAGAGGUGCUUGCCAAACAAGCAAAAGAUUUAGAAAAAUAUAAGACCAUCAAUGUAGAGAAGCACGAAGAAGUUAAAGUUGAUUUAGGACAUUUAAUGAUCAGCGAUCCAAAUAAUUUUGAUGAAAAUGCUUUGAGGGAUAAUGUGGAGCAGUAUUUAUUGAAUUUAACUCGUGAGAAUGUUCAAUUGCUUGUUAAUGGUAUUUGGGAAUUGCAAACAGAACGUUUAGAUGAACAUAUUGUAGCAAAACUUCCAAAAGCCUCUUUUGCCUUACCAAGAGCUCGCAAACUUCCACAGCCAAAAGUUCCAACAAAAUGGGAACAAUUUGCGAAAGCAAAAGGUAUUAAAAAACGACAGAAAGACAAAAAAGUUUGGGAUGAAGAACUUGGAAAGUGGGUGGCAACUUAUGGAUUCCAACGAUUUAAAGCUGAAAAAGAGAAAGAUUGGGUGUUAGAAGUUCCACAAAAUUUGGAUCCUAUGACAGAUAUGUUCCAGAAAAAGAAAGACUUGAAGAGUGAACGAGUAGCGAAGAAUGAAAUUGCAAGAAUGAAAAACAUUGCAAGAGCACAAAAAGUUCAAGUUCCUCGUGCUGGAUUUGUGAGUGAAGAAUCAGCAUCAGCAAAGGAUCUUCAUGUGGCGGCAACUAUUGCCAAAUCAUCAACAGCUUCUGUAGGCAAGUUUCAAGAAAAACUUCCUAAAGAGAAAGAUGCUCGAGGCAUUGGCGUUCGCGAACUCAUUCCCGGUUCUAAACGUAAACGUACAAUUGAUCCAAGCCAGGAAAAGAGUCAGCAAAUUGAAGUUGUUCAAAGAAUUCUCAACAAACGUCCCAAAAUUGAUGUUGACAAAGCAGUACAGAUUCAAAAACGAGAAGCCAGAGAAGAACGAGAAAAGAACCCGAUUGAGAAGAAAAGGACAGGAAGUAAAUCAAAGCACGCUAAAAAGUUCAGCAGCAAAAAGCCAAAAGGUGCAAUGGGCAAUCGGAAGCCAAAGAAAGGCGGAGCUGGAAGAAAAAGACGAUAAAAUUGCUUUGUUUUUAAUACAUAAUUGGAUUAUUUUAUGUUGAGGUCGUUGUGAAUCUUAAUUCAAGUUACAUAAAUACACUAAAUAAAAAUAUCACUUCAAAAUUAUUUAAAUCUACAUUUUCUUGACACUGGAUUAGCAGCACAAUC